AUGUCCGGCCUUUGGGACAGUCGCCCUACACCUGUGGGUGACCAAAUCUCAACAACUUUUGGAUCGGAGCAUUUGGGACAUGAUAGAAUACACGGCGACGACCUGAUACCUGGAGAAUCAGGAACUGUAGCUAUGACGGGCGACAAUGAGGAUAUUGAUAUUGAUAUCACAGCAUCCCAAAAGAUGAUCUCAGCGAUGUCGGGAAGCCUAUUAACAUCACUAUUAGUAACUCCUCUAGAUGUUGUUAGAGUCCGUCUACAGUCGCAACCUUCUCCAUCUCCCCUAUCUGCGAUACGAAAAGCCGCUAUGGCAUCCCCUCAGACUUUCAGCACACUGCAACCAAAUCUAGGAAUAACAGCAUGUUGCCGGGAAGUUUUCUUCACGGGCAGCGCAACGAGCGAUGGUUGUAUGGCUGCGCCCAGAAUCAGCGCAAUGGAGGGCGUUGGAUGUGCCGUGGAAGAAACAAAAAGAAAGACCUUCAAUUCGACCUUCGACGGGAUGCGAAAGAUUGCACGGAAUGAAGGGAUCACAACUUUAUGGCGAGGAUUAUCGCCUACUUUGGUUAUGACGGUUCCUUCGAAUAUUAUCUACUUUACCGGAUACGAUUGGCUAAGAUUUAACAACCAAAGUCCCAUUAAUCGAAUGCUCCAGGACAAUUAUGCCCCUCUUGCUGCCGGCGCCUCUGCUAGGACCAUAGCUGCUGCAGUAGUCAGUCCAAUUGAGCUGUUUAGGACAAGAAUGCAAGCUAGUCAAACAAUCGGUGGUGCACAUUUUUCAGAAACCCUAAAGAGCGUUGGUGAAAUGGUUUCACUUCACGGAUAUACCUCUUUGUGGCGAGGGUUAACAUUGACACUUUGGAGGGAUGUUCCAUUUUCUGGAAUUUACUGGUGGGGUUAUGAAUCUGUUAGAGGGGCAUUGACAGAUGCACGAGAGCGGGGUCGAGGAAGAACAUAUGACAGGAACACAUCCAGAGGUCAAAUGCGUACGAGAUCACAAAGUCGAGAAAAUCACACAGCGACAUUUCUCGAUAGUUUUGUCGCUGGAGCGACAUCUGGAGCUGUUGCCUCCAUCUUGACUAUGCCUUUCGAUGUUGGAAAGACCCGAAGACAAAUUUUUCAGGACCCAGGGAAAACACCUGUGGGAGUUGAAAAGAUCCUGGCUCCUGAAGAGCAAUCUAUGCCAAGAUUUCUUAUGCACAUCUUCAAAGAAGAGGGUAUUCGUGGCCUCUGGAAAGGAUGUGUAGCGAGGACUCUGAAGGUUGCUCCAGCAUGUGCAAUUAUGAUCAGUUGUUAUGAAGUAGGGAAAAGAGCAUUCAGGAGUGUGAAUGAGAAAGCGGAACGGAAGCGAAGAUUCGAGUGA
This is a messenger RNA of Sclerotinia sclerotiorum 1980 UF-70, 1359 nucleotides long. RefSeq lists its product as hypothetical. Lineage: Eukaryota; Fungi; Ascomycota; Leotiomycetes; Helotiales; Sclerotiniaceae. Gene Ontology annotation, biological process: mitochondrial transmembrane transport. The record is from RefSeq and is a predicted model, not a curated record. Bases 1 to 1359 code for a protein of 452 amino acids. The transcript is spliced from 2 exons.